Messenger RNA from Ceratina calcarata, 928 nucleotides. RefSeq lists its product as uncharacterized. Gene Ontology annotation, molecular function: nucleic acid binding; zinc ion binding. The record is from RefSeq and is a predicted model, not a curated record. The transcript has a single exon. Lineage: Eukaryota; Metazoa; Arthropoda; Insecta; Hymenoptera; Apidae. The annotation marks the transcript as partial.
AGAUACAGCAGCCACUGGUGAGUCCGAUAUUGCAAAGUUGACCGGAGUGCUAUCGACUAUUAUUAAGACAGGCUCGGGAAAUGCAAACCGGUACAUUAACGAAAAAGUUUUACCUGAUUUCGAUCCGGGGAAAAAAGUUUUGUCAGCCACUGAGUGGUUGAACAGAGUUGAUACGUAUGCGUUCAUGUAUGAGUGGAACGAUACUCAUAAAUUAUAUUUGGCACAAUUAAAGUUGCAAGGUACUGCAAAGAAAUGGUUUGACGGACUGCAAUAUCCACCUAUGACAUGGGAAGCGUUUCGAGUAGCUAUUGUUAGACAGUUCUCAGGAGAAGAAAGUUUUGGCAAACUGUUUGAAUUAGCGAAUAAUUACACGAAUUCAUCAGAUCAAAAUUUAUUAGAUUAUAGUUUCGAGAAAGUAAAACGACUUAACAAGUUAAAUUUAGACAUUCCUGAACUGAAAAUGGUAGAUUUCGUGGUGCAUGGAAUACAGGAUGAUCACAUACGCAUGAAUUUGAGAACAGCGAAAAAUCGGUCGCUUCCCGAAUUAAAUCAAUGUUUAGAAACUCUGACGAUAGAGAAAUUAAAAGAGACAAAAAACCCUAAAGAAACAAAAGAUAGGAGAAAAUAUGUCGGGUAUGACGUCUUAAAAAAUAAAAAUUCUCAGUUCCUUCGUGAUAAGUGUUAUCGUUGUGGUGAAAAAGGACAUAAACAAAUAAAUUGUCCAAAAUCAGAAGAGCACGAAUCGGAAAGUCAGAAAAAUAGUAGCGGAAAGGGUAAAGAAAAUGUAGCUAAAACUGUAAAUAUUAAACUCUUAAAAUGCGGAUAUUGUAAGAACCUGGGUCACGUUGAGAAAGACUGUUUCAAAAGAAAAAAUAAAGAAAUGAGAGAGAGUGAGAAGGGGAAAAAUAGAGAUGAUAAGUCUGCAUGA